CGACGGAGCGCUGCAGCUUCCAGGAAGCGGAACGAAUGAAGUUCAUCGUUCACAGCUGGUGAUGGCGGAUGCGGUCGAAAUAGACACCAUGAAGAAUUAUAACAUUGCGUUUGAGAGGAUAGACCCGAGCAUAAGCCGCUAUCCCUACUGUAUCGUAUGGACGCCAAUCCCCGUGUUAUCAUGGUUGUUUCCAUUCAUUGGCCACAUGGGCAUCUGUACGUCCACUGGAGUGAUCCGUGAUUUUGCAGGUCCAUACUUUGUCUCAGAGGAUAACAUGGCGUUUGGAAGACCAACAAAGUACUGGAUGUUAGAUGUGAGUAAAGUAUAUGCCAGCGGGUCUAACGUUUGGGACACAGCAGUACACAAUGCAUCAGAAGAGUAUAAACAGAGAAUGCACAAUCUUUGUUGUGACAAUUGUCACUCGCACGUUGCUAUGGCACUGAACUUGAUGCACUAUGACAACAGCACCUCGUGGAAUAUGGUGAAUCUCUGCCUGCUCGCACUCAUUCAUGGCAAACAUAUCAGUUGUGUGGGCUUUCUGAAGACUUGGCUUCCGUUCUUCAUCUUAACCAUUGUCAUCUUAGUAGUAGCCCUGUGUCUAAACCUGAGAUGACCAGACUUGGAUCAAGCAGAGGUGGGCGGUUCAGGGUGGGUAGGUUAUUGAGCCCAGCACCCUGCUGGAGACCAGCUUACAGUGGGACUCCAAUACAUGUCAGCUGGACCAGAGGGGGUCAACACAGUCUAGUUCAACUCUUCCAAACGUAGAGGAGCUCAACAUCGAAACUCUAAGUGCAGGCCUCUUUGUUGUGGGGUAGAGACCACAAAUACACCAUGGCUUUAAUGUCUUGUGGUGAUGUAAGAUGCUAUUCUCAAAAACUUGUCUUCCAAAGACAUGAUUUUGCUGUCACUUUUAAAGGUUAUGGUGCUCAUUUAUUGUUUGGUUAGAUAUUGAUCUCCAAACUAGAACUUCUGUGUACAAAAAAUAACACUAUAACUUGGAAUAUAAAUGUCUUAUAUUUUAAAUAUUACUUGAAUAUACAUUUCUAAUCAUUAUUGUCGAAAUACAUUGAGAUAUAUCUGAAGAUGGAUUUCCAUUUAAAAUGAGUGCUCAUCUACAUUCACACUUUUAAAAUGUUGUUUUGUUUAAAGAUGACCACAUUGGCUUUCUUACUGGCAAGGCUUAACAGCAUCAUGGCUUCACAAAAAUUGUAUAGCUGUUCUUUUAAAUGGUGUAGCUUGGCGUGCUUUUAAGAGUAAUUUGUUCCAUAUAAUUACAUAUGAAAAAAAUGAUAAAGCGGUUGAUGAUGCAGUCCGGUUUGUAUUAUUUAUAUUUAAAAGCAUCCUUUACAUCAAACUAUAUGGCCAGCUAAUAUUAUAUUGCAUGAUAUACUGUUAUAAAAUCAACAUCGAUCAGCAAUUACGACUUAUUUUACUUCCAUAAUGUGAUGUAUUUUGGAGUGAAACACAAUAUUCAACAAGAACAAAAUGGUUUGAUAAAAAAUAUAAACAAAGGAACGAA
Molecule: messenger RNA, 1519 nt
Organism: Myxocyprinus asiaticus (Chinese sucker)
Lineage: Eukaryota; Metazoa; Chordata; Actinopteri; Cypriniformes; Catostomidae
Product: transmembrane protein 222-like
Exons: 6
Coding region: 62-613 (183 amino acids)
Source: RefSeq, a predicted model, not a curated record